AUGCCAAACUACGACGAAAAUGCAUUCACGGACUUGGAAGAGGCGCGGGCGCUUAUCAAGAAACAGGUUGACAGCUUCGGCGCGUCGCCGAUCUUCGGCUUCACCAAGUGGAAGUUCUUCCUCGGGGUCGCUAAGACCUACUUAUCACUGUACAUAUGCGGUCGCUGGCCGGGCCAUUACUGGAAGUGGCACGUGUUGCAGUUCUGGGCCCUCCUCCCGAUCCACUCGUACCGCUGGUGGAAGAUGAAGCAGCUAUUAUAUUUUGCGGAAUUGUGUUGGGUUAUGAAUGCGACCAUGUGCACGGUGCUCCCAGUCUGGUACUUCAAUCGUAACUAUUUCGGGCCGGAGUUUUUUGACCAUCUGUGCAGCACCAUUUUCGGCUUCGCCGCGGGACCAUUGGCUAUCGCGGCAUACACCAUCUUCCACAGCACGUUCUUCCUGAGUUGUGGCCUGAGCUUGCGAAAGUAUGGGCACCGGAGCAGUCCUGCUGACCAGCUAGCCCCCAAGCGGCCCACGAUGUUCAGCAAUUUAUUCGGCACGCUCGAAAGCGGCGGAAGCGACACCAUGAGAUACCUCAAGUACGAAAUGUGGAUGUACAGCUCAACCGCUUUAGCCUCUGUAUGUACGUACCCCUUGUAUCGUUUCGGCGGCGAGCGUUUCCAUUUUGCUCAAUGUGUAGCCGUGUUUGCAUCAGCCAUCUGGAACGGCGCAGGUUGGUACGCGUACAAUUUCAGGAAGCUCACCGCUGUGCUGGAUGACAUGAUCGAACAGAAGAAGGGUCCCGCGCUGGCGAUGGCGGGGCACUUGCUGGGCCUUAGCCUGAUGCAGGGCGAUUUCGUGGACGGCGUCGUGCGCUCCGCGGUGUCGGGCCUGAUCGGCCAGCUGAAGCGCGAGUAUCAGAAGGAGACCCAGAGGGAGCUGCAGGCAGCCCACGAGGGCGCCCCCGCCCAGCGCCAUCCGCCCUUGGCGGAGCCUGCGGAGAGCGCCAGCGCUGCGCGCGCGGCCGCCGCGAGGCCGCCCGCGCCCGCGCUGCGGGCCGCUGCGGCGCCGGGCGGGGCGGAGAUGCACGGGAGGGCGCUGGUGAUCCCGGAGCCGCCGCCGUCGGCGCCGCCCGCCAUCGUGGAGCCGCCCGGGCCCGAGGGGCUGGAGCCGCUGUCGCUGCUGCCGCCCGCCAGCCAGGGCCACAGCAGGCGCCGAGAGGGCUCCGACGGAGUGGUGCGGAUGCCCUCGGGCCCGGCCAUGCCUGGCGUGCCCGAGGAGGCGGCGAGCGACGAGGAGGCGGCGGGCGCCAAUCGCAGGGCGAAAAAGGCCUUCCCGCCCGUCGUCCCUGGCGACGGGCCUGCGGGGACAGAGGUCGCCACGCAGGGCAGGAGCCUGAGCGGCCCAGGGAGGGCGAUUUAUGAUUUCGGCUUCCAGGAAAACGACGUGCCGCAGGGCAACGACAUGGAUAUCACUGUAAUCCUGGCGGGCGCGGAGGACGCGCGGGCGGUCGACGAGCAGGAGCGCUGCGACGCGCCGCAAGUCGCGGCGAGACCCAUGGUGAGCCCUGGCUACACCGACCCCGCGGCCAGCGCCGACGUCUACGCGUGGGAGGCGGGUGCGUCCUGGUACCGCACGCGGGACUGCGUCGAGGAGAAGCCGGCCGGCUACGCCUUCGCCGGGCGGGCGGACGCCCGCUUCAAGGUCGCGGGGGCGUGGGCCGACGCGCGCGAGCUCCAAGGCGCGCUCGAGGCAGUGCCCGGCGUGCGGGAGGCCCACGUCUGCAGCCCGGCGGCCGCGUUCGUUGCCCUGGACAGCCUGGACGGCGACCCGGUGCCGGCGCUGCGCCGCGCCUUGCCCCCGGGCUUCUCGCUGCUACUGGCGACGGCCUUCCCUCGCCUGCCUGGCUCGGGCAAGGUGGACUCACGGCGCCUGCGGGACCUCGCCGCGCACCGGGCGUCUCCAGCGGAGGAGGUCGCCGAGGAGCAGCAGCGCCUGCCCCCGCGCUGA
Molecule: messenger RNA, 1989 nt
Organism: Prorocentrum cordatum
Lineage: Eukaryota; Dinophyceae; Prorocentrales; Prorocentraceae
Source: the annotation of a GenBank genome assembly